GUGAAUCAUGUGCGCAAGGUGUGGAAGAAGGGCGUCUGCUAGGGAUUGGGCAGCGCGAUGAAAGGCAAGGCAUACUUGACAGUAUGUGCCUACGAUCCCAUCCUAGGAAGCAGAGGUGAAGAAGUUGGAGAAAGUACAGUAGAUGAUGGCAAGGUGUGCCUCCAUCCAGCACGAUGCAGAAUGAACUGCUCGCAGUCAUGGCUGGAGUCGGUGCAGAGCUGCGCCUCCCGGGCCGUGGGGCCGUGCCUCGGCCGGCAGCGCCAGGUGCACCCCGCGACGGGCGGCGCCCGGCACGGCCACUUCGUCGACCUGGGGCCCCGGAGGCGGGUCCGUGUGGUGCACGUUAAGGCCCUGGACUUAGCGACCGCCAAGCGCCUGUCGGGGCUGGACGCGGCGAGCGAUGCCGCGACGAGCGCCCCCUACGCCGGCAGGCGGUCGCGAACGCUGUCCGUGGCCUCCGACAGUUCCAACCUGUCGACGGAGGAGUACUGGUUCACGCGCUGGAGUCGGCCCCUGAGGAGCUCCGACGGCUGCAACUGCUCUUUCCGCAGGUCCUGGAGGCGGUCCGUCAGGGACUCGAAGAUUUCCCACCAAGUCCUACCUGAACAUCGAGAGCACAACGAAAAUUACGCUGUCGAAGAAGUUUCAAAGCGACCAUUCCUGGAAGACUACGCUGAAAGUUUACUCCAAACCACUUUAACUGAGGUUUUUGUGUACUUGUCGACUGAUAAAAGUAUUUUGUUUAAACGCUUUGGUGAACUUGAAUCCAUAAAAGAGACCCUUUGUGAUUCGCCCGAAACACCUGAUCGUUCUGAUGGGAAGGAGUGCUUUAGCUUUACCAAUCAUUCGUUCGUUGGAUCUUGUGAUGUAAUUAACGUAAUCUCUUUAGAUACUAAGUCUGAGUGUGGGCUCAUAGCCCUGAAUCCAAAUGAUAUUACUGAUAAGACUGUUACCUGUGUGUUUCAACCGGCGCCUACCUCUGUAACGGGUCUUAAUGAUAAGCAAACGGGAGAGAAUGAAUGUGGGACUGUGGAGCAUAAUUUGUCAACCGAAGCGUUGAGUGACAUCGAUAAAGAUGUGUCUGAGGCCAAAGAAAUCGUCAGUAGCAAUAAUCAAAGUUUCUGUUACUCCAACUCUAAUGGUUAUAAGUCGAGUGGAAAGAUUCUGGAGGCAGACCAGUCGGAUUCCCGGGUGCCUCCUAUAGAAAGAAGAAGCAGGAGAAUGUGUAAUCACACCCGUUCUACAAGACUGAAGCCCGUGCUGUUCUUCCUGCACGGGGCCGGCAGCUGCGCGGACCUGUGGACGGGGCUGGUGCUGCACUUCGCCCGCGCUGGCUACGAGGUGGUCGCCCCCGACAUGCUGGGGCACGGCUACAGCUCCGCGCCGGACUGCGCGCCCGCCUACGCCUUCCCCCGCCUGCUCCAGGACGCGCUCGACGUGUUCGACGCCUUCGUCGGCGACCGCAGGAGCGUCGUCAUCGGCCACGCUUUCGGGUGCAGUCUGGCUGCCGCGGUGGCCCGCCACAGGAGCCAGGGCGUGGCGCAGCUGGUGCUCAUCAGCGGGGGAGGCCCCACGCCCCUCGCCCCGCGGUCUCCCGGGAGCCGGCCCCCUGCCCUGCCCGCCCUCCUGCGGGCCUGCCUGCGCCCGCUCGUCAUGUGCGGCUUCAGGAGGAACAUCCUGUACGCGCCGUGCGGCAAGCACAUAGAGCCGUGCGAGCUGACGAGCGGCGGCGUGCCGGGGUACGUGCUGCGGCACGUCGCCCAGGGGCAGAGCUGGCCCGAGGGGGACGCGGCGUUCCACCGGCGCAUCCUCGCGCCGACCCUGCUGGUGCACGGACUGCUGGACCGCAGCGUGGCGCUCGUGCAGGCGUGCGAGAUGGAGCGGACGAUUCCUCGGGCGUUCUUGGAGUUGAUCCCGAAUGCCGGACACCUCCCCAUGUUGGACGCCCCGUCUCGACUCGGACACAUGAUACACUGCUUCAUCGAUUGGUGGAGUGACUGAGCUAGCGGUACGUGUUGAGCAAUCUCUUCCAGGGGUGUCCAGAGCUGUGGUCUCAACAUAAUUGUUGUUUCUGAAACUGAAAUUGUGUGGUAAACCACACGAGUGUUAUUUUUUUAAAGAUUUUUUUUUUAACUCCAGUUUACCUAAGCUGGAAGUGGCAGCAUUGGGACAAUGCAUUCAAAAUUAUUUUAUUUCAAUAUUGAGGUCAGUGCUGGCCAACUGGCAUGUUGACCCACGAAGUUGUUUUGUUUGGCCCACUUAAAGAAUCGUCCAACAAAUAAAUGUUAUCAGGUUUACUGUCAUUUAUCAGGCAUGUUUGUUAACACGUGCGUAGAAUAAGUUAUCAUUACAAUAAACACCGUUCUGAAGCCAUAAUAUUUUCACAGAAAUAUUGAAACCAUAUUAUUUAUAUUUUUGCAAACUGUUAAUUGUUUCAUGGCUAUUAUUAUUAUUUUUUUUAAAAUACUCUACACUAUAUUUAAGAGAAUUUUAUAUAUUUAUAUAUUUACCACAUGCCACAUAUGUAUUGGUUAAUUUACAGAAUAAUAUAAUGUUAAAAGUUAAAAUAUUGUAAGAAAUUUAAUAUUAUUUCAUGUGUCAGGCACUGGAAUUAGUUUUAAAAAAUGUCGGACCCUUGCAUUAGUUUAAAAAAUAAUACCUGCUAAGUUGGCCAACACUGAUUUUGAUGUAUGAUUUGCCCAUCCCAGCUUAGCUAAAAUCUGUCAAGUCAUAGGUACUGCAUUGUAUGUGGUUACUGUAUUGUGAGAUAAUAAUUGUGUUGUUAAACAGAUUGUUUAGUGUUGUUUUAUAGGAUUUUUACAUCACGUGGUUAUACACAGAAUCUUAGGUGAUGGUAUGAUUAAACCUCCAAGAUUAUAGCCUGGGCUCCGCACAACUUGGGUACCGGCUCAGGGCUCGUAAGUUUGAGUCAUGCAAGGGUGUUGGGGUUGAACCCUUCACCCUCGCAACAUUAGCUCUGUGCGUCAGCUAGACUACGAAGGACUCUUCUUAAAAUUGUGUUUUUAGGAUGGUGCGUUCACCUGCCAACCCUUUUUUUUUUUAAGGGGCAACGAAACCGUUUAUAAUUUCACAGUCCUAUUCAUUAAUACACUGGAAUUUAGGGGAAUUUUUCUACUGGUCAGUGAAUUUUGAAUUGCUGAUGAUGUUGUAAUAACGACACUCUUAAUCUCAAAUCCAAGGUGAGCGGGGAAUCGGUAAUGGAAGUAAGACAAGCCACUUGUAAAAAUAUUGUUCAGCAUGGUAAUACCAUUAGUUAAAAUAUUAACAAGAAUCAUAUCACAUUGUCCCAGCAUUGUAUACCACUAGAGACCUAUCAAAGAUACCAAAUUUUGUAGUUUAUUAAUUAUAAUUAAUAUAUAAAUAAUAUAUAAAUGGGUUUCUUUUAACACAUGUUUCUGAACGUGUGUGCUUUGAAGCGGUCGAUGCAUGUUGCUGGCAACAUGAUAUUAUGUGCAUACUGCAAUGUAGUUAUAGUUAAUUUAGAUGUAUGCAAGAACAUCUUGGAAUCCAAUGAAAACUUUGUUAAACUGUUCCAUCAGUUCUUAUUGUUGAUACAAAAAUUAUUUUAUAUAAUAAUAAUAAUACUGCGUGUUAAGUGCCUUAACUGUGAGAGUCCAGCUAAGUUUACGUAUUUUUUAAAAAAAUUUACAACAAUUUUAUUUUGUGAAAUUUGUUUGUGAGACCAAAGUCAAUUUAGUUUUGCAAAAAUGAUUUUUGCUCUAAUCAACGAAUAAUUAAUUUGUUUUAAUUUUGCUGCACUUCAUAUUGAAUACUUGUAGUCUUAUGUUUGUGCACAUGAAUAUCAGAAGUUUUACUAAUGUAAUAAAAGUAACUUUUUAUUUGCCAUGUCAUGCAGUGCACUAUGGUUAAGCUAACAUAGUAAGAGUUGGUGGACAUUUUUGUUCCAUGGAAAAUUAUGGUUUGUACUCAGCUGUCUUAAAUUUCUAUCACCUUGUCACAGUUUUAAUUUUUGAGUCUUAUUACGUUUUGAUUGUAUAAAAUAAGUACGUGUUUGGCAUUUAUCUGCUUGGUAUUAAAUAUCUCUAUUUUAUUUUCUCAUUUGUAUUAACUAGGAAGAUGAUAGGUACAUAAUUAAUCUAUUCACAAAAUUGAUUGUUUUAAACAAGUCAUAACUUACAGUAUUAUAGCUGCCUUGACAGAAUAACUCACUAAAAUUUACAAUGCAAAGCAACUUUUUUUUAGAUAGUUGAAAAACAUUUGGUACGUAGGUAUUAGACAACUUUUGUAACAAAUUUGGUAAAGGAAACAGUUUCUGAAGUUUACCAUGUGGGAAUCGUGUUGGUAAUGAAUCAAGAAAUUAUUUUGAUGUGUGACUGCUAACAGGAAAUAUAAGACCAAUACACCUCCAAAUUUUAUAUUUUAUUAAGUCUUCCAACUGUCUGCUUUAAAGUAGGUAAUUUCUCAAUAUCAAGCGUUGUAAAAACCAGAACACAUCACAAAUGUAGUACUAAAAAUUUAAAGAAUCUUUUAUUUUGAAUAUCAAGCAACUGUGCUGACAUGCACUUGUGUUGCAAGAAAAUUAAUUAUUUGAAAUUUUUUGUUUGUUUGCAAACAGUUCA
Messenger RNA from Bacillus rossius redtenbacheri, 4601 nucleotides. RefSeq lists its product as uncharacterized. The record is from RefSeq and is a predicted model, not a curated record. Gene Ontology annotation, biological process: acylglycerol catabolic process. Gene Ontology annotation, molecular function: monoacylglycerol lipase activity. The transcript is spliced from 6 exons. The coding region runs from base 58 to 2001 and encodes 647 amino acids. Lineage: Eukaryota; Metazoa; Arthropoda; Insecta; Phasmatodea; Bacillidae. Gene Ontology annotation, cellular component: mitochondrion.